CAAGAUAUCAAUAUUGUUAAGGGUGGUUCCAACGGCAUCACCCGCGUUUUAACUCAGAUGACCGUUACAACGUAUUUAUUCGGAAUAUGGUAGAAAAGAAAUCACCGAACAGCGCAGAUUAAACAAAAAAAGAAGGAAGGAAGAGAGGGGAAAAAAGGAGAGAGACAAAGUUGAGUUUGGGAGAUCCAUGGUUGGUUUAGUGAUAAUUCGAGAGCUUUCCAAUUGAAGAAGAAGAAAUGUUGGCGCUGCCGCCCCUCUCUAUUCUCUUCCUGAGCUAUGAAUUUUGAGGCAAUUACAAGAGCUUUACGCCAUUGUGGGCGAGUUCUUGCCAUCGGCCAUGGAAAAUCACUCCAUGCCCAACUGAUAAAACAAGGAUUUUGUAGAGAUGUCUUCGUUGCAAAUAAUAUAGCGGCUAUGUACGCUGAUCUCAACUUAUACGAUGCUGCGCAGAGGUUGUUCGAUGAAAUGCCCGAGAGAAAUGUGGUCUCAUGGACUACCUCAAUUUCAGCACAUAUCCGUGCCGGCAAUCCUGCUGAGGCAUUGAGAGUCUUUUCCUGGAUGCUGGGUAAUGAGACGGAAGAACCCAACAGCUUCACGUUUUCUGCCGCUCUGAAGGCUUGCAGUAUGGUUGGGAAUCUCGAAUUGGGUAAGUGGAUCCAUGAGCAAGUUUUGAGAGCUGGGCUGCAGUCUGAUGCUGUUUUGAUGAAUGCUGUUCUUGAUAUGUACUUAAAAUGUGGGAGCUUGAAUGAUGCUCGAAGAGUUUUUGAUUGGUUUUCUUCAGUUAACUCUACUUCAUGGAAUACAAUAAUUGCUGGCUAUUCUCGAGAAGGCAAUAUGGUUGAGGCAGAGGCCCUAUUCCUUCAGGUUCCUGAACCUAAUGCUGUCUCAUAUAACACCAUGAUUGCUGGAUUUGCACAAUUAGAGAGUCCGAAAGCAUUAGAUUAUGUUAGCAUGAUGCAUAAAGAGGGCUUUAAACUUGAUCAUUUCACCUUUCCUUGUGCUCUCAAGACCUGUGGCAGCCUAAGAUUUGAAAAAAUGGGACAACAGAUUCAUACCUACAUAGUCAAGUGUGGUUACAAACCAAGCCUUUUUGUUGGGUCAUCACUCAUUGACAUGUAUGCAAACUGUGGUCAGAUGAUUGAUUUUAUAAAGGUAUAUGAUGAAUACUCAAGCUACAAAGGGUUCAAUUAUGAACGACUACCACUACUGAAUUCAAUGCUUUCUGGAUUUGCUAUCAAUAGAUAUCACAGGCAGGCGCUUGAUCUUGUUUCGGAGAUCCACAGAAUGGGCAUUGGACUUGAUGCCUUUACUCUUUCGAGUGCCUUAAGGGUUUGUAUUAACCUGCGGAAUCUGAGAAUCGGGCUUCAAGUCCAUGGUUUGAUAGUCACUAAUGGAUGUCACACAGAUCAUGUUGUUGGCAGUGUUCUUGUUGAUCUUUAUGCCAAAUGUGGAUAUCUGGAAGAUGCAUUGAGAUUGUUUCAUGGGCUUCCUCACAAGGAUGUAAUUGCAUGGGCUGGACUAAUUGCUGAUUGUGUUCAACAUGGGUCAAAUUAUUUAGCAUUUUCUUUAUUCAAAGAUACGAUGAGUACAAAAAUUGAAGCAGAUCAUUUUAUUGUCUCAAGUGUUCUUAAAGCUUGUUCGGUUCUAGCAUGGGCUCUAGGUGGUAAACAGGUUCAUGCUUACAGCAUCAAGGGAGGGUUUGAUUCAGAAAGCAUCACUAGUGCUUCUUUAAUUGAUAUGUACUCAAAAUGUGGGAAUAUUGAUGAUGGACUUAGAGUGUUUGAGUCUGCAGCAGAGAAGGAUACUAUUUGCUGGACAGGAAUGAUCUUGGGAUGUGGGUACAAUGGUAGAGCAACAGAAGCAAUUGAGCUCUUUGAAAAGAUGUUGAAAUCAGGGGUGGAACCCAAUGGGAUCACUAUACUGGGUGUUCUUUCCGCUUGUAGACAUGCUGGAUUGGUUGAGGAGGCAUCCAGGUUUUUCAAGGCCAUGAGAGAGAGGCAUGGACUAGAGCCAAGUUUAGAGCAUUAUUGUUGCAUGGUAGAUAUUCUUAGCCGAGCUGGAUGUGUUGAAGAGGCCAAGCAGCUGAUCUCUAGUAUGCCUUAUGAAACUGAUGACGUGAUACAUAACUCAUUGCUCGGGGCUUGUUUGAUCGAUCAGAAUAACCUUGCAAAACUUACUUCACUAGAUUUGCUUCCAUCAUCAUCUCAUGAUACAUCCGGGAAUGUUACCCUGUCAAAUAUUUUUGCGAGCCUGGGCAUGUGGGAUGCUUCAGCUAAGUUUAAAGAGGCAAUAAAAAGAGUUGACAUAAAAGAAGCAGGAAGAAGCUGGAUUGAAGUUAGGUUUUAAAGGUAUCUUGCUAUGCUUGCUAUAUCCUAUUUUAUGGAUGACAUUCCCCAAUUGGUGGAAGUAAUUAACAGCCAAAUAGCUUUGCCAUCAGGGAUAAUGCUUUCCCCAAAUUUCUUAUGAGGCACAAAUGUUAUCAGGAAGUGACAGAAAAGAGCUUUUAUUGGAAGAAAAUAAAUCUACCCCACUCAAGUAUUUUUGGAGUAUAAUUUGAGGGAUUUUUGAUCUGGUGGGUUAGUUGAACCUGACAUGAGGCUAUGGAAGUUUGAACAUAAAAGGGAAUGACCAUUUGAUACCAGAAUAGAGUUGUGUGAAAAAUCUGAUAGGCACCAGCCAAAUGAACAUGUGAAAUAUUUUCUUCCAAAUUGGUUAAAGUUGGUGUUUAUUGCUUGAGAUUCACUAAAUGAAGGGAGGUUAUGAACACUCGAGGUCCAUGUUUCUGAAUUUGUGAGCAAGCCACACCAAACAUCAGAUCAUGAUAUGCCCUUGGGAAGGAGUUUUCUUUUGUGCAAUCUCAUGGUGUUCAUAUAUCUGGGUUCACAAUGGAAAUUUCACGGGCCAAGCUUGUACAAGUCAAAAGGCAAGGUAGUUCUUUGUGGUAUUCAUACAUAGUUAAAGAGACGUUGGAAAUGAUCUAAAUUUAUGUAUGCUAUCACUUAUCUCGUGUAUGAUACAAGAGUCCAAUUAUCAUUUACAAACCUAGGACAUCCAUUUUCUGAAGUAAAUAAAAUGCACCGGUUGUCAUCUUCUUCCUUUAAAGGUUGCUGUGAUAUUAUAGCAGCAUCUCCCAACUGGUCGGGCUCUUCUUGGCAUGGGUAGAGCUAAUGGAUGCAUUACCCCAAAGAAAAGGAUGGCAUUUACUAGGCCUCCACCAGAUCAAACUUGGUCUCUCACAUGGUUGUCUGUGUUAUCUUCCCUUUUCUUUUGGAUAAGAUUGAGCCAUCAUUUCUUAGUUUAUGGUUGAUGUUUGAUUCAGUUAAUUUACAUACCAUGCUUUAUCAUUUUGAUCUGAGUUCAUUAGUUCCAUCAUUAGAGAUAUCAUCUAGUAUUGUCUAUUCUGAGAGCUAAAUGCGUAUAGUAUUAAUAAAUAUUAGUUUUAUAAUUUCAAAUUAUUCAGUGUAUUAGGUGUUGAGAUCUUUGUAUCUGUUAUUGUAAUGGAUUCCAUAUGUGAUUCAUUACAAAUCCAUAUAUGUUCAAAUGUAAAUGUACACAAUCAACAUCUAGUUCUCUUGCAUCACUUGAAUGGAGAUUAGAACUAAAUGACAACUGAAUCACAUUGAUUAUUGAGGAAUAAUGAAUCAAUUCUAGCUUACAAAAACACUAGUCUGUUAUAUACUUUAACUGCUGCUAGUGAAUCAUGAUCACUUCCACAGAUAAGGUACUUCAUGCCUCUUCAUUAUUCUUAACAUCAAGGCAUUUACUUAUUCUGUAUUUCAUGCACCAUGUCUUGGCAGUACUUCAUUUCUUUGCAUUCUUUCAGAAUUUGAAUCAUUGGUGUACUUGAGAAUGCUUUCUGAGGAGUCAGUUUCAUCACUUUCAUACGGUAGUACGACCACAGGGGCAGCAUGAACAGAUGCCCAACGCUCCUGUAUAAAGCUCCUAAAUUUCAAUACCAUUUCCCUUCGGAAAUCUAGCUCCCUUGUGAAGAUA
Molecule: messenger RNA, 3993 nt
Organism: Phoenix dactylifera (date palm)
Lineage: Eukaryota; Viridiplantae; Streptophyta; Magnoliopsida; Arecales; Arecaceae
Source: RefSeq, a predicted model, not a curated record